This is a messenger RNA of Mercenaria mercenaria, 846 nucleotides long. RefSeq lists its product as uncharacterized. The record is from RefSeq and is a predicted model, not a curated record. The transcript is spliced from 5 exons. The coding region runs from base 132 to 770 and encodes 212 amino acids. NCBI's taxonomy places the organism in Eukaryota, Metazoa, Mollusca, Bivalvia, Venerida, Veneridae.
AUAUAUAUAACCAGUUAACAAGGAAGUCAAUUUAAGGAUGUGGGAGUGUAUAUCCUGCGUAUAAUUACUUGUUAAAGUAUAUAUGAUGAAAACGAAUCUUGAUUUUAUAAUGUUAUAUUUUGCCAGUAAAGAUGCAUUUCAGGAUCCUAUGUUUAUUGACACUAAUACGAAUAUUUCCUAAUGAAGCCAGUGUGUAUUACGAAUAUCCCGAUCAUGCAACAUGGACGGAAGCGAAGAACAGUUGUUCCCUCGCAUUACCAGUGUUUUGGAACGAUUUAGGCCAGAAAGUUGUCAAUGUUACAAACAAUAUAACAACCGAUCUUUGGGUAGGAUAUUUCAAGGCAUCCACUGGAUUUGAAUAUAAAGGAUGCAUUAGAAAUGAAAAUUAUACACUCCGGAUGGACUCGGAAAGAAUAACUAUAGGUCAAUGUUACUCUGCCUGUGGAAGGAAACAAAUGAUUGGUAUAAGCGGAAGGAAAUGUUAUUGUGAAGACCAGUUCAACUUUAAAGAAGGUAUCAAAUCGAGGAUCUGCUACAAGUGUAGAAAUUGCCCAGCAAAUGUUUCCAACACGUGUGACGAAAAUAGCUGUUUGUCAGUAUACAAAGUUAAUCAAAAUGUCACUAAAGAUCAGAAGCUUAACAUUUAUGAUAACAUGUGUCUGAAGUUUGCGGGCAAAGAAAUUGUGUUUCAUAAUCGCUAUACGUGGACAGACUGUAAACAACAAUACAAAGCGUUUUGUGAAUAUGGUAUGUGUGUUUGUAUCUCAUAAGGUAUGUAAUGUUAACAUGAAAAUGUUUUUCACGUACUGAAUGUAUAGAUAGGUUGAAAUAUGUUAAUGCCACCAU